ACAGCCUCUGUGGCGCUCGGCUGGCUGCUUGGUUCGAGCCGCCGGGCUGACGCAAGCCCGCGUCGAUCCCGCAGCCGCCACCCUGUCCUUCCCCUGCCGUUUCGUCGGCCUCUGUCCUGUCCCUCAAGGCCGCCUUUGCCCAUCCAGCACCGCCGGUGAGAGACUUGCCCCCCACUCAAGCAAUCAACACUUACUCAGAUGCCGCCUGCCCCACCCCCGCGAAGCGUUGCAGCUCAGCCAGAGCCUCAGCUUAAGACUGCCUUGGAGCAUCUGCCCUCACUCUUGGAUGACUAUGCCUCCCUGAACCCUUCCGAGGAGUCGAUUGACGAGCUGUCCACCUCAGUCCACAAUACUAUCAACCUUAUCAAGUCCUUCGAAAUAACUCAUAGCGACCUGCUUGAACAGUCUGAUGUCGUUCUGCAGGACAAGGUUCCCAAGGCCCUCUCUGUUCUUUCCCAUGACUUUGCUACCCGAGCGCAGACGGCCCUGACCCGUGAGCUCGAGAAGCUUGGCAAUGUCUUGCUCGACGAACUCAAUCCUGCGCUCGUAAGCAAUGAAAGUACCGGCCCAGAGAACGUUCAGAGAUGCCGAGACGAGUUCAAGGGCAUCACAAACAAAUACGAGCUCGGUUCUGAGCUCGAGGGCGCCAUCCAGGAGUUUGUCCAAACCCGCCUUCUUGGGCUCUUGGGUGAUAUGUACGGUGCGAUGCUCAGCUCAGUCAGCACCGUCGCCGAGGAGGCGCUCGUCUCCGUUGUUCGUAACACCGAGGCCCAGUUGCGGGAGCAUAUCGAAGCAAGCCGGACAAAGCAAGCUCCCAGCCCACAGCCGAAGCCCUCGGCUCCUGCGCCUGCUGCUCUUCAGCGACAGCCAACUGCCGGGCCACCUCCGUCGGUUCCUGUGCGGCCCAAGUCGCCCCAGAAACCAGCCGCUGCCGCCACAUCUUCCGUCGACGACGAAACUGACUCUCAGCAAACUCGAACUCAAGACGGUGUGGAGCCAGCCAAGGUGCAGCCACCGGGCGAUCCCAAGUCCAGCUUGCUUUCCGAUCUUAACCGCAUGCUGGCGGUCGGUCCUCGCCCUGCCCCUCCUCCCCGACGACAUACCGAACGAGACCAGCCUGCGAUCCUCCCCGAUGAAACAGAACAAGUUCAGGAUCCGGCUGGAAAUCCAUCCCAGGAACCUAUCCAGGAUGCUGCCGAGCCUGUUUCCAGCGCCAUUGUCCAGCCCGCUGAUGUGACGCACGGACAGGACUCUGCCGGGCCCGACAAAGCUUCCCAGCUUGAAGUUAGCCCUUCACCUGCCGCUCAGCUGUCUCCGGCUCCAACGGCAGUCUCCGUCUCCCUGCCUUCUCCUUCACCGCAACCAACCUCUCAACCAGCCGCACAGCCGGCUGCCUCUUCAGUGGCCCCUGUCGGUGCUACUCUGCCCAAGCCUGUCGUGGCUGAGCAUGCUGUGGAUAAAGAUAAGGAGAAAAAGGGAUUUGCCAAGUUCCUGACCUCUUUCAACAAAGACAGACCAAAGAAGCCGACUAAAAAGCCCAGCGCAGCAAGCACGUCCUCCGAGACUCCAAAUGCCGCGGCCGAUUAUGGAGUCACAGCCCGCGAAGAACCUCUAGAUGCGGCCUCUGACGAUCACCAUCCGAAUCCUGCCCCUGCUGAGCCGGCAGGACCUGCAGUUGCGUCUCACGAUGACAAGUCCAUCGAUUCUCCCAUUCAAGCCGCUCCGCCAAGCCAAGCCUCCGCUCCGCCAGUGCCUCCUCCUCGCCGCAAGUCUGCAGGCGUAUCCUCGGUCCUCUCGGAUGACUUGCUUCGCAGCCACACGGGCGAGGCCAGCGGUCCUGCCGAUUCGCAUGAGCCGGAUAGCAACGAGCAGUCGCACGAUGGGGCACCCGAGUCUCAUAUCGACCAAGAGCAUGAUGCCAGUGCCGAGGAACAUCCCGUCGACGAAGCUCCACAAGUCAAGAAAGUUCAGCCGACAGCCGCCUUAGCGGCGUUGGCAAAUGCCAUGAAGAGUGGGCCCCUUGGCGGAAAAUCACACUUGGUUCAUCGCGCUCAUGUUGGACAAAGUGCCGAAGCUUCAGCUCCAUCGGAAACUCAGGUUUACGAGGACUCGGGCAGUAGCGAGACCCCCGCACCGGUGCCCCGCCCAAACAGACCCCUCCCUCCCUCCCGUCCUCAAAGCGUUCACUCGGUCAACUCGACUAACAUCGCCGAUCACCCCCCACCGAUCGAACCCUCGCCUGCCGCACGACUCUCGCGGAGCUACGACCAUGGCUUGGAUACUGAUUCGGCUGCGGCGCCGCCUCCCGUCUUGCCCCGAGCAAGUCGUCCAAGCUUGACAGAAAGGCCAAAAACCAUCGCUCAAGAAACAGCACUGCCGCCGAGACCAGUGCCUCCCCGACGGCCUCAUACCGUAUUCAACGCCGAGGCGGAAACGGCUCCUGAAAGCCCAGCAUCUCCUUUGCGCCCGUCAGAGGCACCAGAGUCGCCCUUGGCCCAUGAUGAAUCCGUAGCCACUAAGGACGAGACGAGCGAGGCGAUCCAAACAGAGGACCAUAACGAGGCAUCUGGUGAGGUGGACUCGGGCGUCGAACCCACCCCUGAGCCUGUUCCACUGCCAGCCAGGCCCAAGAAAAUCUUCGGUGCACAUGGUUCGAACAGCGCCAUCUCCUCUUUGGCGGCCGCCCUUAAGGCCGCUCCUCCUCGCCCGCCGAAGCCAGUCUUUGCCUCGGCUCCCUCCCCUGUUGAAGGAGAGUCGAAAGUUGAUGUCGAAUUGGCCAAGCCUCGAGUUCCACAGCCUAUCGAAGUCGACACAGCACAGAGCCAUGAUGAGCCUGCAGAACAUGAGGAAAUCAAGUACCGACCUCCCAAAGUAGUGGAGCAACUGUACACCCCAACGGGUCCUCCUUUGGUGAUCAAGAAGAAGGAAAACAGCUCGAGCGGCGAUGACAAAGCUAUUGAGAAGCAUGCCAUCGAUUGGCUCAACCACCAUCUCUCCAGCCAAAGCGUGCACAUUGAUGAUCUGUAUAGCUCGCUUGGUGAUGGCCUCAACUUGAUUCAUGCUCUCCAGGCUGCCACUGGCGAGAGCGUUGGUCGAUACAACAAGAUGGUCCGCAUUCCCACUCAAAAGAUUGACAACAUCGCGGUUGCCCUCAAAUUCCUGGGCGAUCGCCAUGUUCCGACCUCGUUCCUGACUCCCCAAGACCUCGUGUCGGGAGAUCGCGGCAAGAUCCUCACGCUCUUCAACUAUAUCUUGAAGAAGUACCCCCUCGAGCAAGCCUGAUUCCCAUGGCACCAUCACAGUUUGCUCGCUGCCGCAGCAAGUGGUCUUGGAAAGUUUGGAGAUGGGAUCAACCUGGCUUAGGAAGCAUCAGCACCUUGCCAAGAACCUGGGCCAAAUCGAGCGCAACUGCGUUCGGAUCGGUGAAAUUGAAUGAAUAUACGGCUC
This is a messenger RNA of Polychytrium aggregatum, 3447 nucleotides long. RefSeq lists its product as uncharacterized. The coding region runs from base 199 to 3282 and encodes 1027 amino acids. Lineage: Eukaryota; Fungi; Chytridiomycota; Chytridiomycetes; Polychytriales. Gene Ontology annotation, molecular function: protein binding. The transcript has 10 exons. The record is from RefSeq and is a predicted model, not a curated record.